AUGAGGGAGAGCUCCCCUCCUCCUCCGGCUCCGGCUCCGGCUUCGGCGGCGGCGGCGGCGGUGAAAGAGGACGAGUGGGAGGUGCGGCCCGGCGGGAUGCUGGUGCAGAAGCGGAGCCCCGACGCGGACGCCCCCGCCGGGGCGCCCGUCCCCACCAUCCGCGUCAAGGUCAAGUUCAACGGCGUCUACCACGAGAUCUACAUCAACUCGCAGGCCUCCUUCGGUGAGCUGAAGAAGUUGCUGUCGGCGCGGACGGGGCUGCACCCCGAGGACCAGAAGCUCGUGUACAAGGACAAGGAGCGGGACUCCAAGGCGUUCCUGGACAUGGCCGGCGUCAAGGACCGCUCCAAGAUGGUGCUGCUCGAGGACCCCGCCGCGCAGGCCAAGCGCCUCCUCGAGCAGCGGCGCACCGACAAGGCAGAGCGAGCCGCCAAGUCCAUCUCCCGCAUCAGCUUCGACGUCGACAAGCUCGCCACCAAGGUGUCGGCGCUGGAGACCAUCGUCAGCAAGGGCGGCAAGGUGGUGGACGCCGACGUGGUCACCCUCACCGAGGCGCUCAUGAACGAGCUGGUCAAGCUGGACUCCAUCGCCGCCGAGGGCGAGGUCAAGGUGCAGCGGAGAAUGCAGGAGAAGCGGGUGCAGAAGUACGUGGAGACGCUGGACGCCAUCCGCGCGAAGAACGCGGCGGCGGCGGCGCCCAAGGCCAACGGCAACAUGAACGGCCACGCCAAGGCCCGCGCGCCGCACCUCCCGCCGCGCCCGCCGCCCGUGUCGCAGCGGCGGAACUUCCAGCAGCUCUCCCCUGCGCCCGGCGCCGCCGCGGCGCCGCCCACGCAGAGCUGGGAGUCGUUCGACCUGCUGUCGUCGGUGCCGUCCACGUCCUCGGCCGCCGUGACCACCACCAUGGCGGCCGCGACCACCACCUCGCCGGCCGGCGCCUCCCCGAUCCCGCGGUUCGACUGGGAGCUCUUCUGA
Messenger RNA from Miscanthus lutarioriparius, 975 nucleotides. The record is from the annotation of a GenBank genome assembly. NCBI's taxonomy places the organism in Eukaryota, Viridiplantae, Streptophyta, Magnoliopsida, Poales, Poaceae.